Messenger RNA from Plodia interpunctella (Indianmeal moth), 5922 nucleotides. RefSeq names its product zinc finger C2HC domain-containing protein 1A-like. The record is from RefSeq and is a predicted model, not a curated record. Bases 618 to 4175 code for a protein of 1185 amino acids. NCBI's taxonomy places the organism in Eukaryota, Metazoa, Arthropoda, Insecta, Lepidoptera, Pyralidae. The transcript is spliced from 12 exons.
CUUGGUUAGUUGCGUUCCAAGUACCACCAAGAAUAGCCGUCGAAUCGAUGGCUCCCGCCUAAAAUAUUUACUAUCUACGUCCGUAAAUCGCUCAUAAACGGAGGGCGAGUUGUGUAAUCUUUAUCGGAGAAGUCCUUUGAUUCUACGCCUGUCGUGUUUAACGUAUCACAUAACAGCAAAUAUUUGAGUCUCAGUAUUCUUUACGAUCGAUAGCAACAUAGUCGUGCGUAUGCGUAGUCUUGUGCUCUCGUAUAAUUCUGUAUCCUUAUCAGUUGUGUCCCGGCAUACGAUAAAAGUUGAUAAAAGAAGGUGAAUAAUAAAUAUAUAUAAGCUAUAGAUAGGUUGUCACGUUUUGUGACAUUAGUAGUGUGAACGAGUGUUCGUUCAUAAGUUGAAAGUUUAUUGGAUCAUUGAAAGGUGUGUGCGUAUGGGUGAUGCGCCUGCGGUCGUGCAAGUGUUGCGUCGGACCUAUUUUCGUAGUACGGAAAUAAGAGCGGCAAAAGGAGCAAAAAGCUUACGGCUGCAUGAAAAACUUGAGGACGCAUUGCCGUGUGUAUUUCUGUCUGUUGUGGACCGAUGCGUGCAGUGUGUGACGAGUGCGUGUGUUCCGCGGCAAAAUGAAGAAGAGGACCAUCUCCAAACUGAAGUCUAUAUUCGGCUCCAAAAAAAGCAAGCGGCAUCUCCAACAGCAACAGUCGAAAUCGUCGCGGUCGCGGUCUCCGUCGCCCGAGCCUGCGCCGGCGCCGUCAAGCGACACCUUCCGGCCGAUCCCACGGACUCCGCCGCCGACGCGCGUCGGCCCGCCGCCCUCUCCGCCCGUGCCCACGCAUCCUGUCGCACCUGUGGCACCUGAACCUUCAGGACCACAAACGUUACAGCCAUGCUCGAUCUGCAACCGCACUUUCCUGCCACAAUCUCUUUCCAAACACGAGAAGAUUUGCGAGAAGAUGACCGUCAAGAAGAGGAAGACCUUCGACUCUUCGCGGCAGAGGCGCGAAGGGCUGACUCCGGGUGACAGCACUAGUCAUAGCGGUACAGACCUGGAACAGUAUUUGCCAAAGAAUUUUGGUCUUCCAGAAAACAGCCCGUUCCUGGAGAAGAGUCCGCCGAACACUGCCAAGGCCACGCCCAAACCCAAGCCGCAGUCCGUCCGGACAGCUAUCACUAAGCCGACGAGCGAGCUGCAGAAGUGCCCGCACUGCAGCCGCGCGUUCGGGCCGCGCGCAUUCGAGCGCCACGUGGAGUGGUGCGGGGACAAGGCCAAGAUCCUGCCCGGCGCCGGCGCGCAGCCGCCGCGGCUGCAGGACGCCAAGCAGCGGCUCAACGCCCGCACGCAGUACAAGGCGCCGCCCGUGCGCGGACGACGAUCGUCACAAACCCGCGACAAAUCGUCCAACAGCCGCUCAGCGUCCGUGGAGUCGUCGCGAGGCGUGUCGCCGCCACUUCCGCGGGAAUAUGGCGACUACCGCACAAGCAGAACCAGGGCCUCAGAGUCGCAGUCGAGCGGCGAGCAGUGUGAGCCGGCGCACGUGCCGCUGCUGCGGCCGGCGCGCCACAGCCUCCGCAGCAGCGGCGACGCCGUGCGCGCGCGCCAGGCGCGCCUCGCGCGCGACCUCAGCAGCUCCAGAAAACCCCAAGAAUCCAAACCCUCCUCUGCCAAACUAAGUGUCACCGAUCUCAAUUUAAAGAAAAGCUCAACCCAAAAUAAACUUAGGUUGAAUGUAAAGAAAAAACAACAAUUGCAAAAGCUUGAAGAACUUGCGAAUAAAUACAAAGAAAAAGCUACCAAGGAAAUAGUAGACGUAUCUAGUAAAAGAACAGAAGAUAAAAGUCAAAUUCCAAUUGUAAAGAAGAAAGAUACUAUCAAAAGUAAAAUAAAUCAAGAAAAAGUGGUAUGUGAAAAUGAUACUAUUUCGGAACUUAAGAAUGACAUAGACUUAUCCAAACAGGCAAAAAGUAAGGUGCAUAAAGCACCUAAAGCACAAGAGCAUGGAAAAUCCACACAAAAUACUAAUGCCAAAGAAAAAUUUGUUAAGCCCAAAGCAAGAAAAAAUGCUGUUAAAUUAGUAAAGGAAAAUAGUAUGAGUUUGGACAGCCUUGAAGAUGCUGCAUCUAAAAAAGGUGACAAGAAUUGCCAAUCUAUAGGAAUAAACACAGAACUUUUAUGUCCAUCAAUACCAUGUAUCAUUUAUGAAAAUCCUGAAAUGAAGAAAUCAAAUAAAAACAGGAAAUCAAAAUCUAAAGACAAUAAUAUUGUUACAAAAGUCACUAACGCACCUGAACCAAAAGUCGAGUUGCUCUACAAAAACUUGACUGUGGUUAGCUCGUGCGAUAUACAAGCUAAAUCAGAAUCGAUGAACGACAGCCAUUGCAAAGAAGAUAAUACAACUGGAUCGACUGACUAUAACACUACAUUUAGCACAUCUGAUCAUUUGAUUUCCGAUUUCACAGAUUCCACGUCGAAUAUAUCAAAAGGAAAACAAUUAUCUUCUGAUAUAGGUGGCCAAAAACCCUUUUCCGAUGAAAGUUUGAAAAAAGAUAUAGUUGAAGAUCAACCUUAUGUUUCUGAACAGAAAUUUUGUGACGAAAGUCCUUCAGUCGAAAACUUAGAACUAAAUUACGACGUGAGCGCAGAAACGUUCGAUUAUUCAGCAGAACAUAAUGGCGAUAGCGAAUGUGUCGAUGAUAGUUUUAGCCGUCAUGGAAGCGGUGAAACUUAUACUAAAUUUACAGAAAAUGCGGAAGAUUUAGAAGAAUUCCUUAAUUUAACAGAUAAAAUGAUUAGUGACAAAAAUGAUAACGAAAAUUUUGAACUAGAUAAAGAACUAGAUAACAUCUGUACACCUAAAACGAAUUCCAUAGAAGCUAUAAACAGUCUUGAAAACAUUACCACUACAGAAAAUCCUGAGAAGCGUGUAUUUUCUGACACAUUUGAAGAAUUGAAAAAUAAUCUAAAAGAGUUAUUAAAAGGUGCUAAGGCAGAGUCUGCUAAAUCUGAUAUUGCUGUAAACAAUACUGAUGAACCAAAUAAAAAGGUUUGCGAUAUGGAACACAUAACUGUGUAUGGACUAAAAUUAUAUGAUAAAGUUGAAAAGGAACCUUCUGAAAAGUUCAUUCCGGAAAACGAAGUACCACAAAUUUCCGAAAAAUACGUUCUGGAAAGAGAAGUGCCACAAUUCAAACUCCCAAGUAUAUCUGAAAACAACAAAUUGGAGAACAAAAUUAAAUGUAAUAAAAAACGAAUGCAGAGGAUUUAUAAACCUAACAGAAAAUUGGAAAAUUCUAAAAUGGUGGGUGAACAAAGUCGCGCAAACACGUUUAUAAAAAAUGAACAAGAAGACAACAGCGAUGAUCAGUCGAUAACAUCUGAAGCUCCACCACUUAAAUUGCCUCGUAUUGAAAAUAAGAGCAGUAACAAUGUGAGUGAGAGCAUUUUCCCAUCCUCCGUCAAGCGUUCCACUUCCCUCCUCGAUUCCAUUCAGAAGAAGAACUCCCAAAAACAGGACAGCGCGAAGAGUCGUAAGAAAGCCGAUCAGCUGGAGCAAGACUUGAUGCAAUCUCUCAAAGAUUUCGACAAAUUUUACGAAUCCGAAAGGCAUGAGAACAAGUCGAGUAAAGAUAUGGUUAAUUACAAUACUCCGUCGCACAACGGUACUACGAAGCGAGAUUCGCGAGUCAAGAUGGAUCGUAUAAAUAGAAAAGAUAAUGUGUCUAAUGGAAACUAUACGCCGAACGGGAAAGUCAGCAACGACUCUGCUUAUAGUAGGUUAGUCAGCCUAAACAGAAUAUCCCCAUCAAAGUUGUCGCUGUGCAACUCGAAGGAGCCGAACGGGCUGACGUCGCUGGAGCAGAUCCCGGCGGGGUCGGAGUCGGGGUCGGGCUCCAGCGAGGAGUUCCUGGCCAUGGAGCGCUCGGCCGAGCUCGACGACCACGCGCCCUACAAGGAGGACACUCACGCUGAAAAGCGAGUGAGUUCCCGAGCAUCGUCGCGACGCAGCCCCGAGGCGUGGCGCCGCAGCGGACAGCUGAGCUCCAGCGGGUCCGAGACGUCGCUGCAGCGGGACCGGGACCGGGUCUCGCGUCUGUCCCGCUUCUGCCACGAGUGCGGCAACAAGUUCCCCGUCGACUCCGCCAAGUUCUGCAUACAGUGCGGCGUCAAGCGCUUGCGCGUCUGAAUAGAUAUCUACCAAAGUGAUAACUACAGGACGUAGUGUAAAGUGUCGUCUUUUGUCAACGUCACGUAGUUCUGUGAAUCCCCAACGUUGUGAAUACGGUAAGAUGUCAAGUGGCAUCGAGUUAGUCCGAUCAGUCAAUGGAAUUUAAGCGUUUGUGUGUAGACUUCAAAGCAUCCUCGCGUGGAAAUAAAGCAUUCAUUGCGUGUUCUAAAUUCUACAAAAGUUUGUCUAUGAUGAUGUCCGACCGAUUUCUGUAAUGGCGACCGCCUCAAGAAUCUUGAACUCACUCGUGUUGGUGGUAUAUAAAUAGUAAUUAUAAUCUGAAUGCAAAUAACUGCUUAAAAUGUUUCAUAAAGUCUACACUCAUACAAUGUUCCAUAGUGAACUGUAGGUCUUAUAUUAAAAUUGUGAGACGAUUUCUAGUCUUAUAUUAUAAUGACGGCGAAGUACACGAUUGUUUCGUACAUUUAAAUUUGUACAUCUGUACAGUUUAAUUCGUUUUAUAAAGACGAAAUAUCGACUCGAUAUUGACCGCAAAAAGUUGCCUGCAUUUCCGUGUUUAUUGUGUUAUUUUAAACAAAAUGUACAGGCUCCUAUCGCCUUCAGUACUUUGUGUAUACUUUAUAUAUCAUUUGGGACUUAGAUAUGCACAAAUUAUCAUGAACAAUAUUAAUUGUUAAAAAAGACAGUAUCAAAGUGGAAUCUUGAACUUGUGUGACCAUAUAAGUUGCCACAAGCAAGCAAUUUAUCGACUAACUACUUAGUAUUUACUUUUUUAAAGGUAUAAUGAUUAGUUAACAUGCACCUUUAUUAUGAAUUGAAUCUACCAAAAUUUACCUAUUUUUAAAAUUGGGUUAAACUUUGUGUGAGUACAAUGUGCCUAUGAAUUACUAUUUAUUCCAUUUGCACAUGAAAUGUAGUCUGGAAUUUGCACAAUGUUGGAUUUCUUAUAUUUUAUAAGAGUGUUCUCCCAUAUAAUGAUAUGGCUUAUUAUAAAUAUUAAUAUAUUACACAUUUUAUGUUACAAAUGUUACCAAAUGCUAUUGAUAACUAAUUUGUGCCUUCCUUGCGUAGCUAGAGCUAAUUUUAAUCAAUACUGUCUGUAUUUUACCAUAUAAUUUAUUUGUGUAUAAUUUCCGUUUCUUUUUUACAAGAAAUGCCAAAAACAACGGCCAGAGCAAUCCUGGGAAUUAAGAAAACUGUGAUAUAAACAAAAGAUGCUAUACUAUGCGUCAGUUGAUCUGUUAACAAUAUAUGAUGGCCUGUGUAUCAGUGUAUCUCUCUGUAUUCAGUAUUUGUGUGUCUUUUCCUUCUUCAAGGUUCAAAAGUUAAACCAAGCCACUUUAUACUUAUGCGGGAGAUAAAAUACACACACCGACGAAGGCCAGAGUACACUAAUCAAAUGCUAACUGGCGCUUGGUGUACGCCAAAACUUCUGGACUAUUUUACAUUGUUAGAAAUUAUAUCGUUUCAUAAGAAUUAUUGAGUGCCAAUUCUUAUUUUUGUGUUUUGAAUGGAAUUUGUGUACAUGUUUUUUUUGUUAACGAUAGCCCUUUUAUUUUUUAUUGAAUGUAUUAAGUUUUCCAAGGAUUUCCAGUCUCUCGUCUACAAUGUAGUUGGCCAUUUAACAAGACUGAUUUUAUUUUCGAAGAUUUCGAUCUAUGAACUAAUAAUCCUUAGUUACUGUUGUAUAUUGUUUUUAAUUAAAUAACAAUUUAUCAUGUAAUAAAAUUAACAUUUUAUUAAA